ACCACGUUCACCUGCCCUCUUGGUUUGUCUAUCUUGGGCUACUGGCUUGUGCAGGCUUCAGUGCAGAUUCUCGAACUUUAGGGCGAGAUACGGCAAGGAGGAAUGGACUACUUCUCCAAGUUCUUGCGGUCGAACGCUCAGCCAAUUCCCAAGGCCGAGAUCGACCAUGCACAGGAGUUCCACAAGUCAUGGGUGCUCAUAAAGAACACCCUUCUACAUCCGGACGAACGUCAAUUGACUCGCGGGAUCAAGUCUACCGAUGUUCCUGCACGUCUACAGUCUAUGGUGGAUUCUUUGGUUUGGGAAUCUACACGGACGGAGGAGGGUGAGACGGGUGCCUGCUUGGAGUAUCUAUUGAAGAAUGACGUACUUGGGACGCUGGUCAAGCUCAGCGAGUCCGAUCGCCCCUUCGGUAUCCAAGCAGAGGUUCUCCGGGCCGUACAGAACAUGGUCGUUCUGCUUGAUGAACAAUUCCUCGUACAUUCUGCGGUUCACAAGGCCGUUCUCCGCCUGCUACGCAACUGUGUCGGGGAUGAUCUGCAAGAACAGCUGGAUGGUCGGAACAAGCCCAUGGGAGCGGCCGGGAAUGUGUCCCGUACGCAACCCUCGGAGUAUGAGGAAGAUUUGGUCAACCUCCUCUGCAUUCUCUGCAGCAGAAUACGAACAUAUCGCGAACUACUUAUGAUAUUCUUCCACGACAAGCAGUGGUAUCGACCAGAACCACUAUUCGCCGUCGAGGAGGAGGAUGAAGACGAGGAAGAGGCGGAGAACGCCCCGGCUGCCGAACAAUCAGGCGACCAAUCCAUUUCCGAUGCUACAAUACCUCAACGUCCUACCUCUCCUGCUCCCUCCCAACAGACGGAUAACUCUGGACUCGGAUCUUCUACCACGAAGAAACCAGAGUAUGAGUUUCUACUCUUCAACUACCUACUUCGUUUCGUGCAUCGGGAGGGGCAGAUCGGCGACUUCGCACGCGCGGGUCUUCUUUUCCUUAUGGAUGUCGCCAUGUCUCCCGUGGAUCCUUCGCAUAAACCCGAGGAAGACCUUCGAUCAUCCACCUCAACACUAUCGGCACACGAUCAUGACCCUAACACCGACGCAGCUCUAGCUCUUGCGGAAUAUAUCCUCGAUGGCGAUUUCUCUGACGUCCUCGCUGCUGGCCUCGCUGCCGUUUACUCCCUGCUUCCUACCAAACUCGAAGUCCGCCCACCGACAGCGGCAGAGAAAUCCUCAGGGGCUGCUAUGAUCCUCGGUAGUAGCACCACCCCGGAGCUCCCGUCUGAGGAGAAAGAGAAGCUGGAGGCCGAGAAGGAGCGAAGUCGAGCUAUGGGUCUCGAGGAAUCUUCAAGUCCCGACUUCAAGGCACGCUUGGAUCACUUCCUGAAGUUGCUUGAGUUCCUGCAAGAUGUCUUCCGCCGGAACAAGGGAUACGACGCGGCGGAUGGAACUCUCGACCCCUCAGCACUCGUAGGUUCCGCGAUCGUGCAGUCUAUCCUGGAUGCCGUACGGCGGGUGUUCCUUGAAAACAUCCUCUAUCCUUCCAUCCUCGAAUGCUCCGACGCCGACGGUAGUGCCGUGGCCGUCAUGUCGUACAUUGAGAUCAUGCUCCGGACUUUGGAGAAUGGCCAGCUGGCGGAUGUGCUUGUCGACUUCUUGAUGAGCGAGGACAAUAAUGAGGAUCUGACUUCUUCCCGAGCACGUCCGCAAUCAAUGCUCAACCUUGGCAACACAGCUCCUCCCACUGCUAUGUCUCAGGUGGAGCUGAAGAAGGCAAAGAAGGGCAGGCGCAAGAGUACUGCAAUGACGUUGCUGGAGAUGGAAGCACCAGAUGCUCGCAAACAGUCUUCAUACUUCACCUCCAUGGGCCGUUUCACCCUCAAGGACCUGCUAUUGACUAGCUUGCGCUCGAAGUCGCAGCCGACCGCUACCGCCGCCCUCCAGCUCCUCCAGUCACUUCUCUUCCAAUACUGCACGCUCUGCGUGGACCGAUUGCUUGUCGUCAUACACGAUCCUCAAGCUACCUCCUUCCCCCAACCUGCAAUCCUUUCCGAUGCGAUCGAGGAUGUUCUCCCGCCAUCAGUUUCUGCGAACCAGGAUGACGACGAUGAGACGUUCAUAUACCCAGGCUCCGAAGAUACCAAGGAGGCAGAGCCCAUUCGUCCCAAGUCGGUGAUCGUUUUCAGCCAACCCGAUACCACUUACUGGACGCAUGAACGUGAAAUGGGUCUAUACCUCACACUUGUGUCUCGCAUCGAUCCGAACCACGCAGAAGAUGCGUUCAGCACGGGAUACGAUCACUAUCUGCGCGAUGCCAUAUUCUCCAUCCAAAGUCAACCAUGCUUCCGGCUCGACAUAGACCUCGAAGCGCGGGCGAAACUCAAGCACCGUUUGAACCCCAACGACCCCGUCCUCUCCCUCGUCCUCCAGUCUCUACGUAAAUUCUUCUCUAACACACCAGAAGCCAACAUGGCGCUGACCGGCGUGCUCGCCACGCUCGCGCUCUGUCCGGACCGCUCCCUCGCAGGCUGGUUGACCUUUGCGCCCAAGGAGUCACCGACGCCAUCCAACGCACGCGAGCAAGACGUCUUGUCCUAUGAGGAUGAUGGCGACGACCGCUCGAUCGACUUCCUGAUAGAGGAGAAGCUCGCGUCCGAGUUCAACGCGCUCCCCGCAUCCAGCAUAGAUGAGCAGUCGCGCCCCGUCGUCCACUCCAUCUUCCACGGUCUCGUCGGUCAGCUCGAGCGAUAUCGCCAGAUGGUCGAGCACUUCGAUCAAUACCUUCAGGAACGACGACAAGGCUUGUUGUUUAAUGAGAACCUGACUGAUGCGUUGACGCUGGCACUCGACUUCGAGACACCGAAGUCGUCUGCAUUUGGGGGACCGCUGUCCACUGUGCUCUCAUCUCCAGCGGAGACGCCUACAAAGCUGAAGCCAAAAUCGACCCAGUCGGUGUCGCAGUCGUUUGUCUCUUUCCUGACACCGAAGAAGAGCAAGCCGACAAUGCCCCCGCCGUCCGAGCCUACGACUCCGUCGCGAGGUGCGCGAGCGCUCGAGGCCAGUCCGUUCGGCCCCCACUACCAGAAGACUGGUGCCAUUGUUGUAGAGCCCUAUCUUGCACCCGCGCCAUCUUCUGGUCCCUGGACGCCCGCGAAGUCGCGCAAGUACAACGCAGACGAGGAAGAUGUCUUUGGCUCGACGGGUCAAUGGAGCGACGGUCGCACACAAUCGCAAGUUGUGGACGAUUCGGAGGAAGAAGAAGACGGCCCUAAAGUCGCGCAUGUCACGCUUUCGCAAUUGCUUGACAACGUCGUCAUUCUAGAGGAGUCUAUCAAGGAACUUGUAGCCAUCAUACACGCGAGACGUAGCUUGGGCAUAGAUUCGAUUCGCUAUCUGUAACUUAUUUGUUCUGUUGUCGUCAUGGAGGUACUACAUGCUACGAUGCAUAGAACACCUUUUGUUUAUCCCUGCCAUGUACAGCGACUUGCCGGCGCGAUGGAUCUCUAUGGGAAGGGGGCUGGCUCUCAACCGCCCUCGAGAGGUGGUCUAUGGCUAUGAUUGCUGAUCGUUGUUUUUUGCAUCGCUAGUAGUACAAUUUGAAUUAUGCUCGAACUAAGGCAUGCCACCUUUAC
This is a messenger RNA of Dichomitus squalens LYAD-421 SS1, 3629 nucleotides long. RefSeq lists its product as uncharacterized. The coding region runs from base 103 to 3396 and encodes 1097 amino acids. The record is from RefSeq and is a predicted model, not a curated record. Lineage: Eukaryota; Fungi; Basidiomycota; Agaricomycetes; Polyporales; Polyporaceae. The transcript has 6 exons.